AUGGAUGCUUCAAAGCAGCCCGACAAGGCGGACGUGGUCACCGACAGUGAGAUAUCUGACGAUGUCGAGACUGGGGUUGUUAACAAAUCGGGACCUCUGGCCCGUGAUCUGAAGAACCGACACAUGCAGAUGAUCGCCAUAGGAGGUGCUAUUGGUGCCGGUCUCUUCGUUGGCUCGGGAGGUGCUCUGCACGCCGGCGGCCCUGCUUCGCUCCUGAUCUGCUACGCCAUCGUCGGUGUCAUGCUUCUCUUCACCUGCCAGGCCCUGGCGGAGAUGGCCGUUCUCUUCCCUGUCAACGGUGCCUUCUACACAUACGUCGUUCGCUUCUUGGACCCUUCAUGGGGUUUCGCCAUGGGCUGGGACUACGCUCUCUCUUGGCUGACGAUUCUUCCUUUCGAGCUCACCGCCGCAUCCAUCACGAUCAAGUUCUGGCGUUCCGACCUCAACGUGGGCAUCUGGAUCGCCAUCUUCCUCGUCUUCCUGUCCUUCAUCCAGAUCUUUGGCGUCCGUGGCUACGGCGAGGUCGAGUUCAUCCUGAGCAUGAUCAAGAUCAUGGCUUGCGUCGGCUUCAUCAUUCUCGGCAUCGUCAUCAACUGCGGCGGUGUCGGCAACCAGGGCUACAUCGGCUUCAAGUACUGGAGCGACCCCGGUGCAUUCAACAACGGCUUCAACGGCUUCGCUAGCGUCUUCGUCGUCGCUUCUUUCGCCUUUGGCGGUACUGAGCUGGUCGGCCUGGCUGCUGCCGAGUCUGCCAACCCUCGCAAGGCCAUCCCCACGGCCACCAAGCAGGUCUUCUGGCGAAUUGCCUUCUUCUACAUUGUCAACCUCUUCAUUCUCGGCCUCAUCAUCAAGUCGAGUGACGAGCGUCUGCUGGGUUCCUCCGGUGCCAACACCAAGGCCUCGCCCUUCGUCCUGGCCAUCCAGGAUGCCGGCAUCAAGGUCCUGCCGUCCAUCUUCAACACUGUCAUCACCCUUGCUGUGAUCAGCGUUGCGAACUCGUGCACCUUUGGCUCCACCCGCACCAUGCAGGCUCUCGCUGAGCGUGGCAUGGGCCCCAAGUUCCUCGCCUACAUCGACAAGAAGGGCCGGCCUAUCUGGUGCAUCCUGAUCCAGGUCGCCUUUGGCUUCCUCGCCUUCAUUGGCGAGGCCACGGACGGAGGCACCAUCUUCGCCUGGCUCCUGUCGCUCUCUGGCCUGUCCUUCUUCUUCGUCUGGGGCUCCAUCUGCCUUGCCCACAUCCGCUUCCGCUCCGCCUGGAAAGCCCAGGGCUUCACCCUCAACAAGAUCCCCUACAAGCCGACUCUGGGUGUUAUCGGCAGCUGGAUCGGCCUGGUCCUCAAUGUUCUGUGCCUCAUCGCCACCUUCUACAGCGCUCUUUACCCGAGUCCCAGUGCGAAGCCCAACGCCGAGUACUUCUUCCAGCAGUACCUCGCUGCCCCCGUCGUCAUCGCGCUCUACCUCGGAUGGAAGGUGUACUCUAGGGAAUGGCGGAUGUAUGUGCCCCUCCUGGAGAUCGACCUCAAGACUGGCGUGCGCAUGCUUGAGGACGACGAGGAGGAGGUCAUGCCGGUUAAGACUUGGGCCAAUCUGCCCAUGCGCAUUGUCCGCGGUCUCUUCUAG
Molecule: messenger RNA, 1620 nt
Organism: Thyridium curvatum
Lineage: Eukaryota; Fungi; Ascomycota; Sordariomycetes; Thyridiales; Thyridiaceae
Exons: 4
Coding region: 1-1620 (539 amino acids)
Biological process (GO): amino acid transmembrane transport
Cellular component (GO): membrane
Molecular function (GO): amino acid transmembrane transporter activity
Source: RefSeq, a predicted model, not a curated record